Messenger RNA from Ochlerotatus camptorhynchus, 2636 nucleotides. RefSeq names its product midway (gene mdy). The transcript is spliced from 9 exons. Gene Ontology annotation, biological process: triglyceride biosynthetic process. The record is from RefSeq and is a predicted model, not a curated record. Gene Ontology annotation, cellular component: endoplasmic reticulum membrane. The coding region runs from base 898 to 2367 and encodes 489 amino acids. NCBI's taxonomy places the organism in Eukaryota, Metazoa, Arthropoda, Insecta, Diptera, Culicidae. Gene Ontology annotation, molecular function: diacylglycerol O-acyltransferase activity.
AGAACCCUCGAUGUCUCACAGUCCAGUACACGCUUUCGUAAUGUUUGAUGGUUAGUUUCGUCAUCCGCAACCCCAUCAUCUGGCGUUGGUAAUACCUAGUGCAGUUAGUUGGUGAAUAUUUACUUCUACCACAGCAGGCCCCGCGCUCAGUACAGCUCUGGAUGCCGUAGUAUUUAGUGUGUACGUAUAUGUUCGAAAAUUCCGUGCAACGUUCUUCCGAUCGCUUCCAUGUUGUGUGUUUCACUGAUUAACUGAGCAGCAAUAAAUGCCUUGAUAGUGAUGUGCUGAUAAGCACCAGUGUGCUUCGGUUCGAUUCCGGUGUUGAUUCUCGCCGGGGAAAAAAAAAAAGUGAAGCUGCUUCAGAGUGUGCUUAGUUCGAUUGAAGCAGUCACCGUGGUUACAAGUUACAAGUGAAGUACUGAUAGGCUCAACAAAAAUAAUAACGCGUACAUUGAGCUCUUUUGUGUGUUAUAUAAUUCCAGGCCUAUGCAGGAUGUGUGUUUUUUUCUUAUUGUGCCCGUGUAUAACAAUAGCAAAGGAAGCAAUAUUGUUCUAAACGAAGCGACUCAUUGUGCAUAGAAACAGUGAUCCGAAGUGAACUAUACAGUAAUGAAGUUGAACUUAUAUUUUUGAUUAAGACCGGUCGCAAAGUUCAGCGUCGUUGAGCGCGUCUUGUUGUUAUUGAUCUUCCCCCCCACUCAGCCCAGGGGAAAACCGGUUUUAGCAACUUAGUGCCUUUAUCACACGGAACCGACCGGUGGCGGUGUGCCUUGAAACGAGGUCACGAGAUUUAAUGAUCACCAGCAAUUAGAGUGUAUUCUUUUUUCCGCGUACUAUACGCAAUCCACAUCAAGGUGUAACGUAAGCCAAAGCAUUGACAAAGAAGACCUCGCGAGGAUGUCCCACGACACAGAUGAAAACAAAGUUCGCUAUCGGCGGACACAAAGCGUGACCCGGGCAGAAGAAAUCACCAAGAAUGAAUCCAACCAGCGGAAAUCACAACCGGACAAACCAUGCCACCGGCCGCGGGAUUCGCUGUUCUCCUGGAGCUCGGGCUUCGACAAUUUCACCGGCCUUGUCAAUUGGGGCUUUCUACUGCUCACGAUGGGAGGUUUUCGGCUAGUGUUGGAAAAUUUUAUAAAAUACGGUAUCCGGGUAGAUCCGGUCCAGUGGUUCGUAGUGCUCACCGGAAGAAAUGAGGGCCAGGGAUAUCCUUCGUUGCUGUUGGUUUUGUACUCGAUAGUUCCUAUAGUGAUAUGUUUGAUGGUGGAGAAAGGUUUGGCAUCCGAUGUGCUGAUGGAAAGUGCCGGCAUGGUAGUGCACGUAGUCAACAUCCUCGUGCUGGUGCUAAUUCCCAUGGUGGUGAUACACGUCAAAGGGCAAGCAUUCAGUCUCGUUGGCGCCAUGACGGUUUGCUUCAUCUAUUGCAUCCUGUUCCUGAAGAUGUGGAGCUACGUUCAGGUGAACCUGUGGUGUCGCACCCGACACAAACAACGCAGGAACCGAUCCGGUCGCCGACAGAGCAUUUCCGUAGCUCAACUGCAAAACGAACGUGAACACUACGGCGAUGGAAACGGCGUGGCGUCUGGUGCCGUGAAAGACAAAGUACCGCAGCUGGUACACUAUCCGGACAAUCUACAUCUGAAGGAUCUGUUCUACUUCCUGUUGGCACCGACGCUCUGCUACGAACUGAACUUCCCACGUACCUCUCGCAUCCGAAAGCGCUUCCUGAUCAAACGGAUUCUUGAAGUGGUCAUCGGAGUGCACAUCGUCAUGGGGCUGUUCCAACAGUGGAUGAUUCCCUCGGUGAAGAACUCGUUGGUUCCAUUCUCCAACAUGGAUCUGACCAAGACGACGGAGCGGUUGCUCAAAUUGGCGAUUCCCAACCACUUGAUGUGGCUCUGUUUCUUCUAUCUGACCUUCCAUUCCUUCCUGAACCUCAUGGGAGAACUGCUUCACUUCUCCGACCGCAACUUCUACAGCGAUUGGUGGAACGCCAACAACAUCGAUACGUUCUGGAGGACUUGGAAUAUGCCAGUUCAUAAGUGGUGCGUACGACAUCUGUACAUCCCGGUCGUCGAGAUGGGCUACUCCAAGAUCUCCGCAUCGGUGUUCGUAUUCUUCAUCAGUGCCUUCUUCCACGAGUACCUGGUUAGCGUACCGCUGAAGACAUUCAAAAUUUGGGCCUUCAUGGGUAUGAUGGCUCAGAUACCGCUCUCUUUCGUGUCGCGAUUCAUGGAAAAACAGUACGGAGCCCGCUGCGGAAACAUAGUCGUGUGGGCGUCAAUCAUUCUCGGUCAACCGUUGGCGAUUAUGAUGUACUACCACGAUUACGUGAUUACGCACUACAACGAGGUGCUGGUAUGAUUCGACGGAUGGAUGAAGAGCAUCAACCACCAACAGUGCUACUUAUAAUUAGACAAAUGUUCGAGCGACGAACAUUCUAGCUGGAAACGAACAAACGAUACAUAUCGGUAACUAAAAUAAUAAAAAGUAGAUUGGAACGACGGUACGCGAACAUCACGUGUCUGAAAGCCAUACAUCACAUGUUAUGUCAUGCAUUUUUCUAAUAGCUGGUAAGCCUUUUCUCUGUACGUUUAUUUUUUAAUAAAACAAAAUAUUUUUGUGGAAAAUAA